ACUAACAGAUCUGAUCAGGAGUGGUGUAGGAUUGGGGACAAAGGUAACAUAUUUCAGUGUAUACAGUAUGUAGAUGACAGUGUACUCCCAGAACUGGUACCUAAACUAACAGAUCUGAUCAGGAGUGGUGUAGGAUUGGGGACAAAGGCUGGCUGUGCUAACAUUGUGAUCUCCUUGACUUACCAGUGUCCUCAAGAUCUGAAACAGUAUGCAGGAAAAUUGAUGAGUUCAUUGUUGAAUGGUCUCCAUGAUAAAAGUGCUACUAUAAGGAAGGUUUAUGCCACUGCACUAGGUUAUCUGGUAAAGGUUUCCAAAGACAGUAGUGUGGAGAAACUUAUUCAGAAAUUGAAAACAUGGUACAUGGACAAAGAAGAUGAGAGCACCAAGUCGUCCUGCGGCCUCACUCUCCAGGCUAUUACCCAUCAUGCACCAGAUGUUCUCAAGCGGCAUGCAGCCGAGGCGUUACCCAUGGCUUUCUUGGCCAUGCAUGACAAAAGGAAGAGGGGUGUGUAG
Messenger RNA from Lingula anatina, 513 nucleotides. RefSeq names its product proteasome adapter and scaffold protein ECM29. The record is from RefSeq and is a predicted model, not a curated record. Gene Ontology annotation, molecular function: molecular adaptor activity. NCBI's taxonomy places the organism in Eukaryota, Metazoa, Brachiopoda, Lingulata, Lingulida, Lingulidae. Gene Ontology annotation, biological process: proteasome assembly; ERAD pathway. Gene Ontology annotation, cellular component: nucleus; cytoplasm.